This is a messenger RNA of Didymodactylos carnosus, 1182 nucleotides long. The record is from the annotation of a GenBank genome assembly. NCBI's taxonomy places the organism in Eukaryota, Metazoa, Rotifera, Eurotatoria, Philodinida, Philodinidae.
AUGCGACCUAGCCUACGCUUUCCACCACAGACAACGCCAUCAUGCAAAAUUCAAAAUUGUAAAACGUUGGCAUAUAUCAUUGGAACUUUUAUCUAUUUAAUAAUUGGUGCAACUAUAUUUGAUAAACUGGAGUCAUCACAUGAAGAUGUUCGGCGUGAUCACUACGAUAAAAAUAUCAGUCUAUUUCAACGACAGCACAAUAUGUCAAGAGGUGAUUUUGAUCGUUUGACCUCGAUUAUAUUGAAAAAUCAUCAAUACAAGAAAAAACAAUGGCAAUUUAUUGGAUCAUUUUACUACUCGACAGUGGUUUUAACGUUGAUUGGAUAUGGUCAUGCAACACCAACAACAUCAUCGGGAAAAGCCGUCACAAUAGCUUAUGCUUUAAUUGGUAUUCCGAUGUCUCUCAUUAUGUUUCAGUCUGUUGGUGAACGUCUCAAUUCAUUAAUAACAUAUUGCUUAAAACGUUUGAAACGUCGAUUUAAAAAAAGUGAAUAUGUAACCGAUAUGGAACUGUUAACUUGUGAAGCAUUAUUGAGUGUGUUAACCUUAUUGACUGGUGCAUACAUGUUCUAUUUAAACGAAAAAUGGUCGUAUUUGAGUUCUUUGUACUAUUGUCUAUUAACAUUAACGACGAUUGGUUUUGGCGAUUUUGUUCCAUUACAACAGAAAAACUAUAAUGAAUAUCCAUAUGUCUACAUUUUCUUUACUAUUGGUUUUAUUCUCACUGGUUUGACGAUACUUGCUUCAUCGUCUAAUUUACUUGUUCUAAAAAUGGUUGAAACCGAUACAAAUCGUAUAAAAACUGAACAGACUAUAGCACACGAACGACGUAUGCAAGCAGUACAUCUUGUCGGCGAUGUUAUUAGUGCCAACGGACGUUUAAUUACUUUAGAAGAAACACCAUCCGAGAGUAUGACACAAGUAUCUGAAAGUAUAUCGCUGUGUUCAUGCACAUGGAAUCAGCCUUGUACACGACGACAAUGUUGUUGUUUUGUAUUACGAAAACAUGGCAGACCAUUGGAACAGAUUUCGUGUCCACAACAUCAACAUUCAUCACCAAGAGACGAACAACAUUCCGGUGAAAUGCUCAAUAGAACAAAAAUAGAAUCAUCAGCAAAUAUAUUGACCAAAUCUUAUCUGGCUCUAAAUCAAAUUCGGGUGCAAAAUAGAAAUUCUAUUUGA